UACAAUUGGAUAUUACCUUAUUCGGUCCAAUAUGUGCACAUGUAACUCAAAAGCCUUUUAAAUUUGGGCUUUCAUUGUAUCUCUGUUUUCAUUUGAGAAAACCCUGUAUGUUACUACUGACUUGGCUGGUCGUCUCGCAGUAGCAAGGUCAUGGCGUUUUCAUCACCACGUGCCAGUUCUCUGCUUCUUGGCCAUGGAAGAUGCGCCAGAUUCCUUUGUUCUUCAUCCUCUUCUUCUUCUUCUUAUUCAUUUCCGGAACACAUCAGUUUCAUCAAAGAAGUGGCUGCAACUCAACCUCCUCAGCAUCUCUCUCAGCUUUUAAGAAUACUCAAUGCAAGAGGUGAAUCAAUUCUUUCUCCUGGAGCAAAGCAAGGGUUAAUGCCGCUAGCAAUUCCGCUAUCCCAAAGCAACUCAGGUGCUGUAACUGCAUUGCUCAGGUGGCCAACAGCUCCCACUGGAAUGGAGAUGCCAGUGGUGGAGGUUCGUAAACAUGGAGUUUGGCUUUUGGCCAAGAAUGUAGACCAGUUUAUACACAGAAUCCUGGUUGAAGAAGAUGCCAAUAAUGGAAUUGAUGAGUUGUUUCAUGCUGCAUCUGAUGCUGGGGAGAAACUUUAUAGAAAGGGCGACUUCUCUAAAUCUCAGAUUAUGGAUGUAGAUGUUUAUCUUCUAAGAAAGGUCGGUUUAUUUCCUGAUGUCCUGGAGCGCAAAGUGGUGCAGCAUUUUGAGAAUGGAGACCAUGUUUCAGCUUUGGUGACUGGAGAAUUCUAUACAAGGAAAAACCAUUUUCCAGGAUUUGCACGGCCUUUUGUUUUCAAUGCAGAAGUUUUACUGAAGGUCGGGCGUAACAUAGAAGCUAAAGAUGCUGCAAGGGGGGCUUUAAAAUCCCCGUGGUGGACUUUAGGUUGCAAGUACCAUGAAGUUGCUUGUAUAGCAGAAUGGAAGGAUGAGCAAAUUGAAUAUAGAACAGAAAAAAUGACAGAAGAGGGAAGGCGAGAAGAUUUAAACAAGGGAAAACCAGCUUUCCAGAUCGCAUUGGAUGAAGCAGCCUUUUUGUUGGAUUUAGCUUCUGUGGAAGGAACUUGGGAUAGCUCUCUGGAGCGAAUUGCUGAAUGUUACAAGGAGGCUGGACUCCAUGAUAUGGCAAGAUUUAUGCAAUACAAAGACUAAUUGUUAAGGCGUGGGAAUUUAGUCUGCAGUCUCUUAGAUCUUCAAAUUUUCAUGGUACUAUUUUAUUUCUUAAAAAUCAUUGAUGAAAUUGGGGAUUGAUUGGCCUCAUUACAAGUGUGAGCAUGUUUUGCAACGGGUUGAUUUUAAUCUAUAAUAGAGAAAAGUUGUACUGUCUCUUGUUAGUCAAUAAACAAGAAUGAACAUUCCAAACGGUUAAGAAAA
This is a messenger RNA of Gossypium arboreum, 1389 nucleotides long. RefSeq names its product protein IN CHLOROPLAST ATPASE BIOGENESIS, chloroplastic-like. The transcript has 11 exons. The record is from RefSeq and is a predicted model, not a curated record. Bases 151 to 1167 code for a protein of 338 amino acids. NCBI's taxonomy places the organism in Eukaryota, Viridiplantae, Streptophyta, Magnoliopsida, Malvales, Malvaceae.